Messenger RNA from Rhinolophus ferrumequinum (greater horseshoe bat), 864 nucleotides. RefSeq names its product protein BEX1. Gene Ontology annotation, molecular function: signaling receptor binding. The record is from RefSeq and is a predicted model, not a curated record. Gene Ontology annotation, biological process: signal transduction. Gene Ontology annotation, cellular component: cytoplasm; nucleus. Lineage: Eukaryota; Metazoa; Chordata; Mammalia; Chiroptera; Rhinolophidae. The transcript has 3 exons. The coding region runs from base 291 to 677 and encodes 128 amino acids.
GGCCGGGCGGAGGCCAGGGAGGCAGCGGCCCCCCAACCCAGGAGGCCGGCGCUGGGGAUCAGCGCAGCGGUCCCCGCCGGCUUUCUCCACCCCUGGAAUUCUUGGGAACAUAAAUAGUGACCUCUCUGGUGUGGCGGUGCUGGGGCGGCAGGGCUCCAGGGAGGGAAGCAGUGAUUACCCACCGAGCUCCUGCAGGAAAAUGGUCUGUGGGUCUGUGUGAAGUGUCCGGGCGGCACCCUCGCGGCAAGAACUGAGAAGAGGAGGAGACAGUAAGGAUAGGCCCAGGAGUAAUGGCGUCCAAAGAGGAACAAGUGGUAGAAAAUAUCAAGGUGGAAAAUACUAACCAGGAAAAUGAAAAAAAGGAUGAAAAGGAGCAAAAUGCUAAUAAAGGAGAACCCUUGGCCCUCCCUUUGGAAGCUGGUGAAUAUUGUGUAGCUAGAGGAAAUCGUAGGCGGUUCCGUGUUAGGCAGCCCAUCCUGCAGUAUAGAUGGGAUGUAAUUCAAAGGCUUGGAGAGCCACAGGCAAGGAUGGGAGAAGAGACUAUGGAAAGGGUUGGGGAGGAGAUGAGACAACUGAGGCAAAAGCUGAGGGAAAGGCAACUGAGUCAUAGUCUGCGGGCAGUUAGCACUGACCCCCCUCGCCAUGACCGUCAUGAUGAGUUUUGCCUUAUGCCUUGAAUGCUGAUGUUUUCCCUGCAGUUAAUAGGGAGACACCUGCUUUCUAAACACAGGUGAUCGUAAUGUACCUGUGUUGUAAACCUUUUGAUAUCACUUGUUUCUGGUGGGUCUCUACCAACUUCUAGUUGAAUGUUGUUUUUUAUUCAGUUUGCAAGAUUUUGUUAGGAAAAUUUUACCUAUUGCGUGG